Messenger RNA from Panicum virgatum (switchgrass), 1461 nucleotides. Its product is annotated as mitochondrial carrier protein CoAc2. Gene Ontology annotation, biological process: transmembrane transport. Lineage: Eukaryota; Viridiplantae; Streptophyta; Magnoliopsida; Poales; Poaceae. The record is from RefSeq and is a predicted model, not a curated record. The transcript has 7 exons. Bases 122 to 1144 code for a protein of 340 amino acids.
UCCCCUCUUCAUCCACCUUCCAAUUCGCGACGCCGCCUCUCCUCUUCCCCCUCCUCGCUCUCCUCCCGCUGCCGCCGCGCGCGCGAGAGGGGAGGGAGGGGCCGUCGGGCGGGGGCGGGGCAUGGACGCGCGGGCAGGGGAGGCGGCGGAGACCAGCGGCCGCGGUGUCGGCGGCGCCGUGCUGCCGCUCGCCGUGCGGGAGCUCCUCGCCGGAGGGGUCGCGGGCGGCGUCGCCAAGACCGCCGUGGCGCCGCUGGAGCGCGUCAAGAUCCUCUUCCAGACAGGAAGAGCUGAGUUUCAUGGUUCUGGACUGAUCGGAUCCUUCCGAACAAUCUACCGAACAGAAGGUCUUUUAGGGUUUUACAGGGGUAAUGGAGCUAGUGUUGCUCGAAUUGUUCCUUAUGCAGCUCUGCAUUAUAUGGCCUAUGAAGAAUACCGGCGGUGGAUCAUUCUUGGUUUUCCUAAUGUUGAGCAAGGGCCUGUUCUUGAUCUCGUGGCCGGAUCGAUAGCUGGAGGAACAGCUGUCAUAUGCACAUACCCUCUUGAUCUAGUUCGCACAAAGUUGGCUUAUCAGGUAAAAGGUGCAGUGAAUGUCGGUUUCAGAGAAUGUAAGCCCUCUGAACAGGUUUACAAAGGGAUUAUGGAUUGUGUCAAAACAAUAUACAGACAAAAUGGAUUGAAAGGCAUAUACCGUGGCAUGGCUCCAUCAUUAUAUGGAAUAUUCCCUUACUCUGGUCUUAAAUUCUACUUUUAUGAGAAGAUGAAAAGUCAUGUUCCUGAAGAGCACAGGAAAGAUAUCAUAGCAAAACUUGGUUGUGGAUCAGUUGCCGGUUUGGUAGGACAGACAAUAACAUACCCCCUUGAUGUUGUUAGGCGGCAAAUGCAGGUUCAGGCCCUUUCAUCAUCCAGCCUUGUGGGGAGAGGAACAUUUGAAAGCCUGGUUUUGAUAGCAAAGCAGCAAGGUUGGCGACAACUAUUCUCCGGAUUAUCUAUCAACUAUUUGAAGGUGGUGCCAUCAGUAGCCAUAGGAUUUACUGUUUAUGACUCGAUGAAAGUUUGGCUUAAAGUUCCAUCAAGGGAGGAAACUGCUGUUUCAGUCUUGACAGAAGAACGAAGUGAUGCAGCUCCUAUCCCCUCUAGUUAGAAUGAGUUUUAACUCUUUCGGUGCUGCGAUGCUCUUUUCUGCCUUUAACAUUCUUAAGGCAUUGUAGUAUAGCAUUCUUUCUUGGAGCUGCAUCACCGUAUAGCUGCUAGGCUUCUCCAACGCAAUGGAAACAAAUAAUUUGACAAUCAAUAAACGUAUAAGCAGGUAGAUGAUGCCAAGAAGAACCUUGGCGUAUUAACAGGAGGAAUAGAAUUCCUUGCAGAUUUACCGAUUCUUUGUGGAAUUCCACCCUGUACAGACUCUGUAUAUAAUUGAAUAACUUGUGUCAAUCGGAGAUCUUGGGGGGAAGCCAGAAA